Molecule: messenger RNA, 815 nt
Organism: Drosophila busckii
Lineage: Eukaryota; Metazoa; Arthropoda; Insecta; Diptera; Drosophilidae
Exons: 2
Coding region: 46-312 (88 amino acids)
Source: RefSeq, a predicted model, not a curated record
UAUCAGACAUCUGCUGAUAUCCGAAAACAUUUACAACAGUUUAUAAUGGAGCUACAAGCAAAUACGACAUUGGCACCUCCAUUCUCUGCCACACUGGCACCUCAAUUCGACGCGCCUUUGAAAUCGACGCAGCAGGCCGACCAUGUCAGCUGUGAGCAGGAUUUUGUUUAUAAUCCCGAGCUGCAUCAGUGUGUUCCUCAGAUAGAGUCACGUUCUAGAUCGUCCUGUCCGACCGGCUAUCGCAGGGAUCACCGACUGGAUCAGUGCCGUCGUAUGCGCUACGACAUCGCUUGUUUUUGUUCUAAGCGUUGAUUUUCUAUGGCAACUGCGCUGUCCAAAUCACGUAAGCCGCGGCCUCAGUGGAUAUUCCAUACGGAUCAUGUGUCUGCCACUACUUUGCUCUGAUUACAACUCCAACAAGAUAAACAAUGUAAAGCGCGCUUUGUUAACGCCUGAACAAGCCAUCGAGGCUAACUCACACACACACACACACACACAUAGAGAGAGAGAAAGAGAGUUUGUGUCUUUGCAGCCUUUCAGUUUGUUAUUUGAGCGUGUGUGCGAUGUUCUUCGGCAUUUGCCAACUUUGUGUUAAGUGAAAAUUGAAACUCAGCUCAGCAACUGUCCAGCAAUCGUUUAUUUCGUUUUUUGCCUGUCUUCAGCCAAUUUUCGUAACUGAAAACUCAAAGCAAACUAAAAAAAUCUACGUGACUGCCGAGAAGCGAGUGUUGCCCCAUCAACGAAAACGGGAAAAUAAAAACGUAGAGCGAAUAGCAAGAGAAAACUUCAGCCUUAAGAUUUGCAAUGAUAGCAAU